Molecule: messenger RNA, 143 nt
Organism: Racocetra persica
Lineage: Eukaryota; Fungi; Glomeromycota; Glomeromycetes; Diversisporales; Gigasporaceae
Source: the annotation of a GenBank genome assembly
AUGUUUGAUUACCAGAAAGCUGCUAAUAGAGAUAAUAUCAAUGUAUUGAAUAUUAACAAAAGUGAAGAAAAGGAUGUGAUAGUUUGUCUAGCAAAAAAGGAUGAAACAUAUGAAAUAAACAAUGGAGACUCUCAUGUUUCCUG